GUUGGUAGCGUCUCUGCGGCGAGAGGAGAUCGUGGAGUAGUUUUUUUGUGCUGCGUACGUGGGACAGACGUUGAGGAGCUAACAAUGGACACCCAGAAGGACGUUCAACCCCCAAAGCAGCAGCCAAUGAUCUAUAUCUGUGGAGAAUGUCACACAGAAAAUGAAAUAAAAUCCAGGGAUCCAAUCAGAUGCAGAGAAUGUGGAUACAGAAUAAUGUACAAGAAAAGGACUAAAAGAUUGGUGGUUUUUGAUGCUCGAUGAAAUGUGGAAACUAAGAAGUGUCUUCAGGGUUUCUCAUUGUAUAGGUUUCGAUUUAGUAUCCUUAUCUUAAGAUGAAUACAAUUGUACAUAGAAUUUCAUUUAAAAAUGAGAUUUUUGUUUAGAUAUAUUUUAAUACUUUGUAUAAAGAAAAUUUGUUUAAUUAUAUGAUUUUAUUGUACAUGUAAUCUGGUUCACAAUGAAGAGUAAAAUUGCUUCUUCAAACUAUGCUUUUAAUCAAGCCUUGUUAAAAAUGCAGAUUUCUAGAGUCCUCCAAAGGUCUGAUUAAAUAAGUUCCUUGAAAACCACUAUUCUGUGUUACCAGCUGUUUGUAAACUAGCAUCAUUUGGUGCAGAGUGUGCCAUUGUAUUUGCUGUGAUUGUAAAGUUAUGAGAAACUCAGAAAUAAUAGAUGAACUCAGAAUUGAAUAGAUAACAUAAAGAGCUGGCUGAGAAGAAGGUUAAAACAAGUUGCUUCUUCACAUAUACAGGUACACACACAUCUCCCCCACCUUCCUGAAAUAAGUCAAGGUAGAGUGGUUACUUGAGCAGAGGAUUGAGAAAGCCCUAGGGAGACGAAGGAGAGGCGCAUUACUGAAAUAGGGAAAAUAGCCAGUGUAAAAGCUCUGGGGUGGAAUGUGAAGCCUGUCUUGUUCCCACUUUAGAAUGAAGCCCAUGUAACUCAACUUUGGAAACGGUGAGAUAGUGGGAAGAGGAUAGCUCACUUAAGGUGUUUGUGAUGGGAAACCAUUGGAACAAUAAGCAGGAGAGUGACAUGGUAUAUAACCUAAAAAAGUUGUUCGGGUUAUAUGAGAAUGGACUAUGUUAGGGACAGGUAGUAGCAAAGAAAACACUUCAAUGGCCACGUGUACUAGUUAAGGCCAAUGAUAAUGGCUGAGCCAGGAUGGCAGCUAUGGAGGGAUAUGUUUUGAAGUUGAGUCAGUAAGGAUCUUUGAUGGAUUGGAUAGUAAAGAGCUCAGUAAACAGUAUGGGCUUUGGUGUAAGGCUCUGGAUCCAAAUAUCCACACUGUCCCUGUUAGCUGGCUAUGUGACCUUGCAAGGAUGUGUCUUGUUUCUUGCAUGCAGUAUAUUUUGUCUUUAUGAAGACUGUCUGUGGUGGUAAAUUGUAUUUGCCCACAUAGUCUGUUUCCUGCAAUUUGCUUUUUGUCUUGCUUGUUUAUUCAGUAUAAAUGUAUAUACAGUUAUAACCAGAAGAAAAUAUUGUAAAAAAAUAAUUACAAGGCAUGUGGGAUUACAACCAAUUCCCAAAUAGAGGGUUUAUUUCUCUGCUGGAAAUACAAUGAUGGGAAAUUACGUUGACUGAAUGAGCCUUAGGGCAUAAUUUUGAAGGAAGUUUGCUGGCUGGAGUAAGGUGUGAAGACUUUACGGGACCUGGAGCAUGUGAUGGUGUUUCUUGGGACAAAAAAUUUAUUAAGGUAACAAGGAUUAUUCUACAUUUUGAGUCUAUGUCUAUAAACAUGCAAAUUUAACAUUCUCCAGUACUGGCAAUGGAAACAAAGUACUGUAAGUUUAACAGCGUGAGCAUUAGAAUUUUUACCAACAGUCCUGGCUACCAGACUGUAGGUCUGUAAUGUAAGGGCAAAAGGGGAAGAGAAGUGUUUUAUUGGAUCCUGAAUGUGCUAGGUUCAUACAGGUGCUUUGUUCAUCCUCUGUUUUAACUAGUCUGCAAUUUAUUUAAAACUGAAAUAAAUUUGUCCACAAAUGAUUUCUAGUGUUUUAUUCCUCUGAAUUGUAUUACAUCUUACCUUUGUGUCUGUAGCACCAGUAGGGUGCCUAUCAUAAGUAGCAUCCACAAGAUGUUGGAAUGCGUGAAAAAGAGGGAAGAGGUAAGUAUAUGUAUGUUGUAAUUCAGACUCUGAAGUUUAGUUAGGUCUCGGAGUAGAUAUCACUUAACAGUCCAGGAUGACCGAACAGAAAGAGCGUUGUAACUCAAAAUAA
Messenger RNA from Castor canadensis (American beaver), 2216 nucleotides. RefSeq names its product RNA polymerase II, I and III subunit K (gene Polr2k). NCBI's taxonomy places the organism in Eukaryota, Metazoa, Chordata, Mammalia, Rodentia, Castoridae. The record is from RefSeq and is a predicted model, not a curated record. Gene Ontology annotation, cellular component: RNA polymerase I complex; RNA polymerase III complex; RNA polymerase II, core complex. Gene Ontology annotation, biological process: DNA-templated transcription. Gene Ontology annotation, molecular function: zinc ion binding; DNA binding.